Messenger RNA from Parnassius mnemosyne (clouded apollo), 1335 nucleotides. Lineage: Eukaryota; Metazoa; Arthropoda; Insecta; Lepidoptera; Papilionidae. The record is from the annotation of a GenBank genome assembly.
AUGAAGUCCGUCGUGAAUUCAAUUUUAUUUAACGUGUCCAAGAAUGAAAUGUUUAAAAUAAAUGAAAACUACAAGAUGCUACAUCGAAAAUUGAAAACGACGUGGAAGGUUAUGAUAAAUCGUGAAGCGCUAUCACCUAGUGUUCUGCAAGACAUCAAGAUACUCGUUAUACCGGGGCCGCAGAACGUGUUCACAGAUGACGAAUUCGCUUGCCUUAAAAGCAUGGUCGAGAGAGGAGAUUCAGUUCUUGUGGCGAUGACUGACGGCGGCGAGGAGCGCAUGAACACUAACAUUAAUUUCUUUUUAGAAGAAUAUGGGAUUGUUGUUAAUAACGACUGUGUGGUGCGUGCCAAAUACAAUAAGUUCUACCAUCCGAAGGAGUGUCACAUCUCCAACGGCGUGCUGAACCGAGGCGUCACGAAGCACAUUAUGAAGAUGCCCAACUACACCGCCGAGUCUGAUGAUUUUCUAGAAGAACCAGCGACACCUACCUUCGUAUAUCCUUACGGUGCAACAUUGACAGUGAAAAAACCUGCAGCCGCCAUCUUAUCUAGCAGUGACGUGUGCUACCCUGUGAAAAGACCAGUUGCUGCUUUGUACACGUCUGAUAAGAGUGGAGGUAAAUUAUUCGUCAUUGGUUCCGGACACUUCUUCGCUGAUCAAUAUCUGGAGAGCGAAUGCAACGACUUCAUUAGAGAGAUGAUAUUCAACUACCUCGGAGGAAUCACGGACGUACAUCUAAAUCCCGUCGAUGUGGAAGACCCUGAUGUGAACGAGUACCGUACACUGGGGGACGCGAUGUUCCUCAGCAGGGUGCCGCUGCCGACCCCCGGCACGGCGCCGCCGCCACGCCUCGCCCCACUACACCCGCACGCGCUGUUCACCUGGAGCCUGUUCUCGCUUAACCUGGCGCAAUUGCCAGAAGUCCUCGGAUUGUAUGACGCCUUAGGAGUUAAACAUGAACCUCUGAGGCUCAUCGCGCCGCAGUUUGAGACACCCUAUCCACCUUUACAGCUCGCGGUUUUCCCGCCAACGUUCCGCGAACCACCUCCUCCUCCACUGGAGCUCUUCGACCUAGACGAAGCAUUCAGUUCAGAGCGCUCUCAACUUGCUAGAUUAGCCAACAAAUGCUUGCAGCCAGCUUUUACAAGAAUGGGACAAGGUGAUGGGCGGCAGCUAGAAAACGAGCUGGAGUACUUUAUCCGCGAGUGCGGUCGCGUGGUGCGCUUGUCCAGAGCACAGCCUGCUGAAGAAGGACCGGCUGGGAAGACCAUACUGCAUCAACUCGCAGUACAGCUGGCCACUUUUAAAAAGAUAGCGCCCAGGGAAGACUAA